Molecule: messenger RNA, 1512 nt
Organism: Closterium sp. Naga37s-1
Lineage: Eukaryota; Viridiplantae; Streptophyta; Zygnematophyceae; Desmidiales; Closteriaceae
Source: the annotation of a GenBank genome assembly
GACUUCGCCAAUCGCAGGUAUCUGGUGUUUGCAGCGGUGGAGGAGCAGCUCACCAACGCCAAGAUCCAUGUCAUUGAGGCCGCACGGGUCGCCAGAGAGACCAACCGCAUCCUCGUGCUGCCCAAGGGGUCCCGCAGCCAUCUGUCGCUGGGUCGAUCCAUGCCCAUGUGUGCCUACUGCGACUUGGCUCAUCUCAACGCCACCGAGUGGGUCUCCCCCGAGUUCUUCCUCCUCCUCGCCCGGGCUGCUUUCGUCAAGCCCACCGUCAGCUACCUCUGCGUCGACACUCCCGAGCUCGGCCGGCCCUGCUUUGGCACAACGGAGAUUGCGGGAAGUCUGGGGGCGGUGUUCACGCUGGCCAUGGGGCAUGUGCCCACCGGGGCCAACACCAUCUGGCUGCACAUGCCUGCCCGCUUCGACCAGAUACAGUCCCUGCUCAAUGCAUGGAAGCACAGGGAUGUGGUGAUAUACGCCAAGAACACAUACGAGCGUUUCGACCGGGAAACGGAUGACAUGGCGCAUGUUUUGCUGCCGUAUGCUCGAGAGUGGCACCUCGCUGCCAAGCGUAUCGUGGCCCGCCUGCCCGAGCCGUUCAUUGGCGUGCACUACCGCUCCGAGUUCAUUGCCUUCCGCCUGGCCGCAGUUGCGCUUCAAAGCAAUGGCAGCGUUCGUGCCGAACGGAUCUCCUCAGCAGCGGCUCUUUUCCCCUCCAGAGUCGCUGGUCUCUCCGCCAGCAGCCCCGUGUCCCGCAGCGCGAGCACUUCACGGCGCGGGGUCGUGAGGAGAGCUAACGCGGUGACGCCACGUGCGUCCGCGGAGGCAGAAGAGCCCGUGACCAUUGACAACUCGAACGUGCUCGUGGUGGGUGGUGGCGGAGUGGGGAUGGAGGUGGUGAGGCAGCUGGCCAAGGCAGGCUCGUGGGUGACAGCGCUGCAGAGGGGGGAGAAGUUCCGCAAGGAGAUUGAGGGGCUGGGGGCCAUGCUGGCCAUCGGGGACGUGAUGGCGCCUGGAACCAUCGAGAAGGCGCUCAGAGGGAACACCUUUGAUGCUGUCGUCUCUACCGUUGGAGGGGGUCUUACAGACAUCAAGGUGGACUCGGACGGCAACAUUAAUGUCAUUGCAGCAGCUGAGAAGGCUGGGGUUCCCCGCUUUGUCCUUGUGUCGAGCAUAGGAGCGGGCGAUAGCAAGGCAGCGGUCCCUGGGAAGGAGAUGGACGUGCUGGGGCCGGUGCUGGCGGAGAAGGAGAAGAGUGAGGAGCGACUCAAGGCGAGCGAUAAGCUCAAGUGGACCAUUGUUCGCCCAGGAGGGCUUCUCUCAGAUGCAGCCAGUGGCUCGGGCAUUCUCACAGAGGACAGCAGCGUGGUGGGGGUCAUCUCCCGUGCUGACGUGGCACAACUGAUUUUGCGCAUUCUCUUUCAGGAGAAGGCGGAGGGGAAGGUUUUCUCUGCCAUUGAUGCGCAAAAGAAAUUCCCUGGAGCGCCUGAGAAGGAAAUUGUUGAGUUCAAGGUGUAA